Messenger RNA from Solea solea (common sole), 2483 nucleotides. RefSeq names its product cerebellar degeneration-related protein 2-like (gene cdr2l). Lineage: Eukaryota; Metazoa; Chordata; Actinopteri; Pleuronectiformes; Soleidae. The record is from RefSeq and is a predicted model, not a curated record. The coding region runs from base 369 to 1805 and encodes 478 amino acids. The transcript is spliced from 5 exons.
CAGCACUUGAACGCAGCAUGUUUUUAGGCUCCCUCUGCUGCUGAAGCUGCAAAGAAACAGGAGAAACAGCUGUGUCAUCUGUGACACAUCUGCAGCUCUGAACACUCGGCUGUGGUUUGGUUCAGUACUUCCUCUGCAUAUGGUUCAGGACCUCAGGAGGAGGAGGAAGAAGAAGAAGCAGGUGUUCUGCCGCUGCUGCUGCUGCUGCUGCUCUUGACGGCAUUUAACUAAUUUGUCUCAAAGGCGGUGCCGCCGUUGUUUGUUGUCACUUCCGGCGUGGUGAAUUAGCGGAUCCUAUCACCACUGGAGAAGAAGGAGAAGAAGAAGAAGAGGAGGAGGAGGAAGGAAGGUGAAGUUGUUCAGCGUUGAUGCUGCGAGCAGGAAGGAUGGAGGAGUUUGUGACGGAGGAUGAGGAGCCGUGGUACGACCAGCGCGACCUGGAGCAAGAUCUUCACUUGGCAGCAGAGCUCGGCAAAACGCUCCUGGAACGCAACAAGGAGCUGGAGGAUUCCCUUCAACAGAUGUACAUUAACAAUGAGGACCAAGUGCAAGAGAUAGAGUAUCUGUCCAAGCAGCUGGAGAUGUUGAGGGAGAUGAACGAGCAGCACGCAAAGGUGUAUGAACAGCUGGAUGUGACGGCCAGAGAGCUUGAGAUCACCAAUGAGAAGCUGGGGCUGGAGAGCAAGGCCUCGCAGCAGAAAAUAGACAGGUUAACAGGCACCAUGGAGACUCUGCAGUGUCAGGUGGAUUGUCUGACAACUCGGGUGGAGGAGCUGCAAACUCUGGAGGAGCUGAGGGUUCACAGGGAGAAGAAGGAGCGGCGCAAGACUGUCCAUUCUUUCCCCUGCCUCAAAGAGCUCUGCACUGCACCAAGAUACGAAGACGGUUUCUUGUUGGCCAACCCAGGCAGUGUUGACCUGGCUGAGAGGCGGCCAUUGGACGAAGAGAACGAGCACCUGCGGGACGUUGCCUUCUCCCUGCGCUCGGCCAUGGCCACAGAGCGGUCCAAGAGGGAGAGUGCAGAGAGGGAGUGCACUGCCGUGCUGCAGGAGUUCGAGCGCCUGGAGCAACGUCUCUUAGGAGCAGAGGGCUGCCAGCUGCGGGUUCAGGAACUUGAGGCAGAGCUCCAUGAGAUGCAGCAGCUGAGGAAGUCCAGGAUGUGUCUGAUGGAAGACAUGGAGGACAGCCUUGAGACACUGCUCAACAAUGGCCCUGAGACAGACACCCCAGAGGUUUGCACUGUGCCGGACGAGGGAGGUGAUGGAGGAGCUGGAGAGGCAGGAGGCACAGGGCAGCAGGGCGGCCCGGUGAGGAAAAGCUGCAGCGACACAGCGCUGAACGCCAUCUCAUCUCGAGAUGCUUCAGGCAGACGUCAGGGCAGUUAUGCCAUGCAUGCCAACGGCGUGCGCAAACGAGGCAUGUCCAUCCUCAGCGAGGUGGACGAGCAGUACCACGCCCUGCUCGAAAAGUACGAGGAGCUGCUGGGGAAAUGCCGGCGCCACGAGGAAAGCCUGUGCCACACGGGGGUGCAGACAUCGAGGCCCGUCUCCAGAGACCCGUCCAUGAAGGAGUACAGCAUGGUCUCUGCGGGGCCUUCGACAUCUGUCGCCACGCCUCCCACACCCCCCCAAACUCCCUCCACCCCGGAGGCCCUGGAGGGGAUCAGCAGGCAGGUGGAGCAGGUGGACAAAAGGCUGAGCCAGAACACGCCAGAAUACAAGGCGCUGUUCAAGGAGAUCUUCUCCCGCCUGCAGAAGACCAAGAGUGACAUGAACUCCACCAAGAGCAGAAAGACUCACAAAUGAGCUGGAGUUCCUUAUCAUGAACACUCGCACUACAUGCUCUAAAUACAGUAAUUACAUUUGACUGGCAUUAAUUUAUCUUUCUUUUUUGUUGAACAUUUGCCUGCUCAUGACCUUUAAGGGUUGAACCUUUUACGUCAUGCACUUAGAUGAUUGAUAAUAAUAAUAAUAAUAAUAAUAAUAAUGAUGACUAUUAAGGGGAUAUCUCCAAUUCUAUUUAUGGAAAAUAUUAAAGCUAAACAAUUGUUAGGAAGGAAGGAAAAACAUUUUUAUUUGGUACUAGGGACAUCUUCAACACAAAAUGCUAAAUUGGUAGGUUAACAAUAAAUCACACAAGCUUUUUCCAGCUUGGGGUGUUGAAGUUAUAUCAGUGAUAUUUAGACUAGUGUGUGGGUGUGUGUGUGAAUUUUGGCUGCCAAUGUGUACUGUUCAUUUGUUUUUGAUGGGGAUUGUCCAGGGGAUUCUUUGCUUAUGUGGUUUAAUCACAUUGUUUGUACAGCAUGUGUUGCAAGUAACAUAAGGUAAGUUUAUUUUUUGAUACUGGGAUUUGUUUGUUCUACAAAAUCAUCAGUUGUCCUUGUGAGACUAGGUUGGAAUUUGUUUCUGUUAAUCCAAAUAAAUGUUUCAAACGAGUUAUUCUGUUCUUGAGCUGCUCAGGGAGGCAACAGAUCACCCCCAUGU